AUGCUGAUUCCACUCACCCUUGUCACUGCUCUUGUUUUUCUCAGCGCUAUUUUUAGUGCGAUAUCUCUAUUCACAUACGGUUCGUUGAGUUCUUUAGUGAUUUCUAGGUUUAAGAUGAGAGGAGUGUUACUUCAGGGUUCGAAACGAACCCACUGUUCCCGUUAUGAUUGAGGGAGAAGACUCUUCAAUCACUAACUUCUAAAGUUUACUGGACAACACAGAGAUGCUACUUUCAGGUUGGGCAACUGUUUAUCCCUACAAUCCGCUGUACCCUUUGGUCGGUGAUGAAGAAAUCUACGUUGGUCUCGUCCCAUUUGAUUCGGUGAGUUCACAUAAUCUGAUAAUAUUGAGUGAAUCGGGUUUAGACAGCGUUCGGAUGGCUUGUGGCCACCAGCAUCUUUAUGUACCUGAACUUUACCUGCACACUUCUCUGCUUCUUUCUCUGCGUAAUUGGUGUUAUGUAAGUAAGAAAGUCUGAACUCACUUCUUAUAAUGAUCUCCCAGAUUGUUCCUUGUUCGUGGUGACUCCAAGUUUCAGAAGAUUGUUUUCGUAUGUCUCUGUGGUUGCACCUUCCUCACUGCUUUGUUUGGAGCCAUUGCCUUUGUCAUAUUUGUUGCGAACUAUAGUGAAGAACUUUCGGAUGCGUUUCAAGCUGAUGUGUCGGUAGGAUCAGAUCGUUUGCGGAUGAGUAGUUUGUUUUGUAGAUCGGAUACUCGCCAUUUCUGGAUCUAAUUGGUUUUGUGGUCGCAAUAAUUGCAACCGGUGUUUCGGCGUUUUUCACGAUCGCACUUAUCAAUUCGGACGACGAGAAUUAACAUCUUCCACCUUUUCUCCAGUUUCUCUCUCUUCUCUUUAUACUUCGGCAUCAUUUUUUGUGAACGCAAACGCACGCAAAAAUAAAAAGAUUUGUUGAUAAGAAAAAUAUUCUAUUCGCUUCGACCCGUGCUUUAUCGAUACAGAUCCUGAUCCGAGAAGUUCUUGUUGUUAAGUCCCGCCCGCGCACUCUCCUGUUCUGAUGGUAAACGAAAAGAAAGAAAAGGAUAAAGAUUGGAAGGAGAGUGACAUCGAAUUGAAGCCGCCCGCCGAUUCACCUCUCCCUUCCGCUCCACCAACUCCGGCCACAUUCACUAUACAUGAACGCCGCCAUUUGCUGAUUUCGAUUCAUUCAACGUACACAUGAACUUUUCCGUACUUUUUCUAUGCUCUUUUCUAGUAUUCUAUUCUGACACUAAGAAAAUCAAGUUCAAAAGCUCUGGAAGUUCAUCUGGCAAGCGACAUGUCUCACCAUGUUUCUGGAAUCAAACAAGAGGUACGUAACCACAUUUUGUUUGCUAACUUGUUUGUCUAUCUGUUUGUAUGAAAUUGAUUUGAUAUUGUACAUGAUCGCUUCUUUUUCACUGCGAAAGUGAUAGCGGAUAGCGUAAUUGAAUGAAAUAUAUGGUUACUCAAGGAGAACGUGUCAGGACCAGAUCUCGGGUGGACUUGCUUUCCUUGUUAACAUUGAGAGAAAAGUGAAUACAGUUUUCGGGCGGAUCAAAAGUUCGCUGUCCGCUUUUCCCGAAAACUGACAAGAGAUAUGCGGUCAAAUGUUCCGAUCGCAACAUCAGUGUCAUCAUUUCAGCGUGGACACUUCCUUAUCAGAGUAUUACCGUGGAAUGCUGUGAUGAAGAACUUGGAAAGAUCAUUCACGAAACUAUUGAAGAGGGCGGACUAGAUUCAAAACUGGGAGAUCUUGCCAAAGUUUGUAGUUGCAAAGACAAUGUAAUAAUGAAUGAUUUUUCCAGUUCAUUCAAAGAAGAUCUCAACUUUUUUACCAUAUGAGUUUCGAAACGAUUAUUUCAAAAAAGAACUUUGCCAUUUCGAGUCAUUACCACGGUUCUCAUUCCUGUCGGAUUUACGAUGAUCAGCAUUACUUCUUGGUCUACGAGACUCCAGUUCAGGUGCUUUUUCUCAACUUUUAAUCCAAAUUAGUCUAAAACUUUUCAGUACGAUCCAUUCGAUCUGAGAACAGAAGACUACUUGUCGUCAAUUGACUCUUCGGAUCCGUUGGGCAGUUCAAAGCCAGCAAACUCGCGUGGAGACUUCCUCGACAUCCGAGAAGAUUCGACCGCUGGAGAAGACCUUUCGAUCCAACCCCCAAUUGAUAGCAUUCUUCAAUAUCCAAACAAAUUUGCGUGGCCAGAUCCAGGUAGACUCUAAUUUCCGAUUAAUCUAUCUUGAUUGUCAGAUGAGGAAAUCUCAAAACGAAUCCUUCUGGCGGAACAAAAAGCCAUUCAGUCAAUGAAUGAACUUUUGGAAUCGGUGACAGAGAUUGCUGUGAUGAACACGAACUCUGCUCUCAAUUCGUCGGGUCUCUUCAACAUCACCGAGAUCGAACUUCCGAAUCCCACUCCUAUCCCUCGUAAUUUUGCUAAUUUGCGCGAGAAAGAUCGUCUUCCCGAAAACACUCAUUGCGAUGAAAAGCGGACAGAUGGUCAGUUUUUUUCCUAUUGUGUUGGACACGGGGGGCUAAUAAAAAGAGAUUUAUAGUCAAACGGAGAUAUUUAGAAUUGAUCAUUACAAGCAAUUCUUCCGCUUUUCUCGCGAAAAAUUAGAAGGGAAAGGAGAAGUUGAUAAUUUGAUUAGGGACGAGAUUAAGCUACGCUCCAAACACCUUGUUACAGGAAACAAAUGUUGCGAUGGAAGACUGGCUUCAACGAUGCGCGAUGCAAUGAGACAGAUGGCCACGUCGCCAGAAUUCGGUCACGGAAAAGAAAGUGUAAUCGCUUCUGUAAGUGCAAAUGUCCUCAUCUCUCGCAAAACUACAGUUUAUUUAAGGAAAUUCAACACAAAGUGCAACGGAGGUUCAGAAAGUCGUUUGAGGUUAUAGUUUCCCGCGAUGAUUUCGUGAUUUCCACCUACACAGCUGGGGAAAACUUCUGUAAAUAUGAAAGCAAAGGGUUCUUUAUCUUGGCAUAUGCAACGCCUAAACAGUACGAUAUUGACGAGAAAGAUAAAGAGAAGAAGCUAGCUUCCACGUCGGAUCGCGAGCCUUUGGGUUCCGAAGAGACACAGUUUAAAAAUGAAGCUCCGUGGCACAUUCCUCUCAAAUUAGAACCCUACGGAGAGCGUGCUGGAUACCCAGUUGGUUCCCAUUGUUCAGCGGUUAGAACAGGUACGCACAAAAGUUUACCUACAUAAAUUGUUAAUAAUUUAUUUACAGGUUCAAGAUGUUGCAGUCUUAUUCUGUUCAAUGCAAUGAAAUCUGGUUAUGAUGCUCAUGUGGCCACUUCCAACUUUGACCCAUAUGACAUUCGAAACAUUUCGAAAGCUGUGCAAUGGAAUGUGGAAGAAGUUUUGCAGCAUUCAGCUGAAGUUAUCGUGUCACUGGAUGAUUUCGCUUACGCAAGCUACAAUAAUAACAGUUACACGUGUAAAUAUAGAGUAGAUAAGUACCACAUUUUGGCGUACACCACUCCAAAUCACGAUCUCGAUGACUAUGACGAGAUGGCGCUUGCUAAGAUUCCCAGCGAGCCGGAAGCUCAGCUCGUAUUCCCAGUUGUGGAUCGAACUGCAAGUCAAUUCCAAGUCCCAUAUCAAAACACGCCCGUCCCGUAUUAUACCACUCCAGUUCCGGUUCCAACACAAAUUUACCAGCCAAUGCCGUACACGCAACAACCCAUGUACAUGUAUCCUCAAUCAAUUUACCCUGCUCCGAUCCCUUAUCAGUAUUCGGGAUAUCAAGCGCAGUUCAAUCCGUUUCUCGGAAGCAAUCUUCAUAGGUGGAAGCGACAAAUUGGGACGUCUCCGGUGAGAAAAACAAUGCAGAUUGUAUGUGAUCGUGUUAUCCGUUACAGUACCCGAUCCAUCAAAACGUGUACAAUGACAUCGGAAGUGCGAAACCGUUCAAUUGUCCAGCAGGUCUCAGCGGCUUAGCGGGAAUGGCUUGUUGCGACGGAGGAUUACAGUACGAGGCUAACAAGGUCAUUGAUCAGGCGAAACAACAAGUGGACUUUGAUAAGCAUGACACGAGGAAUCUGGCCAAGGUUGUCACGUCAAAACCAACAUCAAUAUGAUUCAUGGAAUAUUUUCAGUUGAUGACGAGAGCUGUGCAAAAACGAUUCGGAACUACAUUUGAGUCAAUUGUGGCACAAGCAGAUUUCACUUGGGGAACGAACAAAUUCAACGCAAGAACGUGCAAGAUCGAUUCGGAAGGAUACACUGCGCUCACUUAUCAGUCUAGUUCAAAACCACCACCUCCAACUGAUUUCAUCGACAUUGUAAGUGACUAGAAAUUCUUAUAUCUCAUGUUCAUUUAGCCAAACGAUCCAACUCUCGGCGGUCCCUCAGGAAGCAGCGGCAGUGGAGGCGGUGGUGGUGGUGGAAACGGCGGAGGAGGAGGUCAGUUCAUUUAACUCUUUUCCGCUCUGUAUUUUAUUUUUCAGGUGGGGGAGCUGGUGGCAGUAGCGACUCUGUAGGUGGCGGAGGAGAUGGUGCUGGCGGAGGAAACGGAGGCGGUGGUAACGGUGGUGGGGGAGACGGAAAUGGAGCCGGUGCUGCUGGUGAUGGAAAUGGAGCGGGCGCCGGCGAUGCAGGUGCAGGAGGAGACGGUCAGGCCGGCGCUGCUGCAUUCGGAAAUGGAGGUGCUGGAGACGGGGUGAGUUGGACGAAAUCUUGAUCUGAAUUCGAUUCUAUUUCGAAACUUUCAGGAAGCCGCUGCUUUUGCUGCUGCUAAUGCGGAUGCUGCCCGAAAUGCUGCUGCUGCUUUUGCUGCUGCCAACGAAGAUGCUCAGAAUGCUGCUGCUGCUUUUGCUGCCGCCAAUGCAGAUGCUCAGAAUAUUGCUGCCGCGGCUGCUGGCGCCUCACAAUCUGACGACGAUCUAUUUGCCGCGUUUGCCGCUAGUGCCUGCUUCUCCGUGGACACUUGGGUGACAACACCGACUGGCAAAAAGCGAAUGGAUGAUCUCGAAAUCGGCGAUUAUGUGUUGACAGCAAACAUUCAAAAGGUAAUUGCAUGCUCUUUUCCUUGCACGCACACUUGCGCUUUCCUUUAUUUAUAGACGUUCUUCACACCAAUCACCUUAUGGAUUCAUCGUGAACCUGAGAAAGUCGAGGAGUUUGUCACCAUUCGGACAGAGUAUGGAAAGAUGCUUCGGCUGACCGCACGUCAUUUCAUGUACCGGAAUAAAUGUGGAAGUCAGUUCUUUUUUUAGAACCCAAAGCCCUUAUUUUGGAAUGGGUGCACUCGAAAUGUCGUCUGAAUAAUUGAUUGAAGAGCACAGUUGAACUUUGGGGUUUCAGAGCCUUACGAGCAAUACAUCACCGUCCUGCCACAAGAUUCCGAAGCUGUUUAUGCGUCAGAAUUGAGAAUCGGAGAUUGUGUCAUCAUACUUUACAAAGAGAGAUUCCGCCAACAAAAAAUCGAAGAAAUCACGAAGACUACGCGGACCGGAAUCUACUCGCCUCUGACAGAGAACGGCAGAAUCAUCGUGAAUGACAUGUUGGCGUCUUGCUAUAGUGAAGUGCAACAAAAUACGCUACAAACUACCUUCUUCUGGGUACGAGAGCACUUCCGUGAGAGCAAAAUGAUUUCAUGAAUUCUUCCAGGCAUAUGAUCGACUCCGCAGUAAGCUAAUGCAAUUCUUUGGGGACCUCUACCACAAUAAGGUAGUUUUUGUGUCAUCUACUUCUGUUUAUCAUGCUAUUUUUAUAUUCAGAUUGAGCUGCCGACGGGAACAUCCUUAUCCAGAGAGAUUAUGCAACUUGUUAUCCCACUGCGAAAGUGA
Caenorhabditis sp. 36 PRJEB53466 is the source of this 5766-nucleotide messenger RNA. The record is from the annotation of a GenBank genome assembly. Lineage: Eukaryota; Metazoa; Nematoda; Chromadorea; Rhabditida; Rhabditidae.